AGAAGAUGAGAUGAGAGGCUAGUUAAAAUGCUUAGCAGAAACAUGUGGAGGGCCUAAUCACACCGUAAAGUAAAGCACCCCAAUGUACAACGACAUCGAUACUCAUCAUACGACAUCCUCCAUCACUCAGCUCUCCAUCUCUAAUGGCAAUUGCAGCUGCUGCUUCUCUUCCCUUCGGUUCUUCUCAUUGCCAUUCGUGCCAUGCAGAAAGGGUUUGUUGUUCUACAACACAUGGGAUCUCAAACAGUUGGAUGAAACCUCCUUCUGAUGGUCGAAGAGCCCUUGAUCUUCCAGGCGUAAGUUUUAAUUGCAGGAAUCCAUUACUUGGAUCAACCCAAUUCCACUGGCUGUCUAUUGGACAUGACCUUUGCCUUUCCAAAGUUUUGGUUGCUGCAGAUUACUCAGAUUCUGUUCCUGAUUCCUCUAGUUAUAUUACUAACCAAGGUUAUCAUCCUCUUGAAGAAGUGAAAGUCUGCAAAAUGGUCCGGGACACCAAACUCACUUCUGCUGAAAUAGCACGAACAACAGUUGAGGCGAACUGCAGUGCUUUGCUGGUGUUCCCGGGGAAGAUACACUGUGAACCACAUGAACAAAUUUCCUGGGCUGAUUUUGAAUAUGUUAUCGACGACUAUGGAGAUUUAUAUUUUGAAAUUUUUGAUGAUGCAAACUUGUUAGAGGAUCCUGCAGCAAGUAACCCUGUGAAUGCUUUGUUUGGGAUGGAUAUCCCUACAUAUGAUGAUGGAAGAAUAGCUGGUGAGUUCAACAUUCUAGGUGGUGGAAAUAGUGAUGAAAUCCCUUUUGAUGAUGAUUAUCUCGAGGUUGUAGAAUCUGAAGUUUCUGAUGUUCUAGACUGGGGGUUGCCAGAUACUUCUAGCUCGAUGCAUCCUAUUUAUUUCGCGAAGUGCUUGACAAAGGUGAUUAUUUGAUGUACCUCACUCGCAUGAAACGGUGGUCAGAGGAGGGAGAACGAGCUCCGUGAAAUUCCGUCAAAAACUGUCCAAACAGCACUGUUUCGUGGCGGUUUCCGUCGAUCACGACGGCGGAUCGAGGUUGGGAUGGGCUGGGAUUGGAAGAGGGAAGUGUGGUGGUUCUAACGGGACCGGUCUUGCUUGAAAUGGUCACUGGAGUUGGGAGAAAUCACCCUUAGGGCUGGGCGCGAUCCGGUUCGGCCCGGUUGAAAGCUUAACUCGAAACCGAAACCAAUACUGUUCAUCUAGUCCGGUCCGGUUUUUUAAAAAAAUAGAAGAAAAACCAGAUCAAGCUGAACUGUCUGAUUCGGUCCGAUUUUCCGAUUUGGGCCGGUUUAUUUUUUUUUUUAAAUAAAAAAAUUUGUUUCUUUGUG
This is a messenger RNA of Prunus avium (sweet cherry), 1342 nucleotides long. NCBI's taxonomy places the organism in Eukaryota, Viridiplantae, Streptophyta, Magnoliopsida, Rosales, Rosaceae. The record is from RefSeq and is a predicted model, not a curated record.